AUGACCACCACUCAAGCUUACUUUGGGCCCUAUACUCAAAUAUACACGAAUGAAACCAAUUUUGAAUGGAAUCGUGUGGGCUUUCUAAGACCUGAUCUUACUCAACAAGUAUUAAAACUACAACAAAAACGAGUUGUACUUCCAGUCACGUCUAAAGCGGAACGUCCAAAAAAAGAACAAGAGUUUCUAUCAAUACAGAAUCGUGCUUUGGGAGAAUUAAAAAAUGCUCUCGAAAUAGCUUUAAGCAGAUUUGAUAGAUGUCCGCCAAUGUUUAAAAAUGAUGUUGACAACAUGAGUAUUGCUCAUGUGCGAUCUUGUUUUGACAGGGCAAUUAAAAAUCUGCAUAGUUAUUGUUAUGAGUAUCAAAAUUCUCCCAAAGCUCCCAAUGCCCCAAAAUCAUCCUUCACUGUCCCCCCCAAAGCUCCCACU
This is a messenger RNA of Dentiscutata heterogama, 429 nucleotides long. NCBI's taxonomy places the organism in Eukaryota, Fungi, Glomeromycota, Glomeromycetes, Diversisporales, Gigasporaceae. The record is from the annotation of a GenBank genome assembly.